AUGUUAAUUGAAGUGUUGGGUGAUCUUCAAAUCUUCUCUAUUCGAUUUUCUCCAUACAAUUCAAAAUCUGAAUCUCUUCAAUGUUCAAUUGAAUACAAUGAAUUAACACAAUAUGUACAUUCAGUAGGUGUUGGUAAAAAACAAAAUUUAACUCAAUCAUAUUUCUUUUUCGCUGGUGAAAUCAUAUCCAAUAAACAAUCAUUGACUAGUUUAUCUCACAAUAAUAGUUUCUUCAUCGGUAUAUUAUCUCAUAAUGAUUCAAAAAACGACCAGGAUACAAAAACAUCAUUAAAUUGCGAUCAUUUUCAAUAUGAAUCAUUUCAAUUUAUUUCAGAGUAUGAUCAUCAAGAGUUUUUUGUCUUUAGUGUUGAACCUUAUGGUCAAUAUGCAAUAGGUUUAGCAAAAGAUUUUGUUUUUAUUUAUCAACCAUUUUCUGGCAAAAUGAUAGAAAUCAAGAAUAGUAGUCUUGUAUGGCCUACGAACACAACAUUCUUACCCAUAGCAGCUGAUACACAUGUCUUAUAUACAAUUGUUGUUGGAUUCGUUAUUAAUGGUCCUUUAUUUCGAGUUCGUGCAACUCCGACAGUUUAUGUUAUAUCAAAUUCUAAUCUGACAAUAUUAUCAAUAUGGUCUUAUACAGCUGCACUUAAUUCAUGGCAAUCAUAUUUAACUUAUUCAAAUCUUAAAAAAUGGUCAAAUCAAUAUGCUAUGUCAAUUAAUAUUAAUCCUGAUGAUGCAAGUCAAGUACUUGUUGGUAUGCCAUUUCUUAAUAUUGUCUUUUUAUUGAUUAUUACUAUGGGUGAUAGUAAUAUCAAAUUAAGUAGUUUUAUCGAUAAUGGAAAUUCAAUCGGAUUUGGAAAAAGUGUUACAUGGUUACCGAAUUCUGAUGCUGCAAUUCUCAAUUCCAACUAUUUGAUUCAUGAUUCAUCAAAAAUUUAUUUAUAUAAAUCAUUAAAUGAAACAAGUUUAUCAUCACCUACGACUAUAUUUCCUAAUAUUCAUCAACCAUUACCAUCAACAAUAAAUAGUCAUUUAAUUCGAAUGAUUUCAACUCCAACUUCACUUGUUCUACUUGCAAUUGAUGGAGGAAUUUUUCAUAUAUUACCAUCACCGCCUGGAUAUUUUUCAUCAACAACUUCCGUGAUAACUGAUUCAAUAUCAAUUGCAAGUGAACCAAUGAUUUGUAUGCCUGGUACAUAUAAAAGCGAAACAAGUAUUUUUCCAUGUUCUUUAUGUCCAAAUGGUACAAAAAAUUCGGGUGGUCAAUUGUCUAUUUCAUGUAUUAAUUGUUCAUCGGAUAGUUUUUGUCCAAUUGGAUCUGUCAUUGAUCUACAUAAAAGUGUUCUUUAUUCCCAAUUACAAGCAUCUGUUCAUCCACGUUCACCUGAAGUGAUCAUAUUUGAUGAAAUUCUUCUUCAAAAUAUGUUUUCAAUUAAUUCAACUUAUUGUAUGCUUAUUUCACCUCUUUUUUGGGUAUUAAUCGUCAUUGGUAUUGUUAUUGUAAUAUUAAUUGGUAUGGGUAUACUUAAACGAUAUGUUAAACAUCCUAAAUGUCAUCAAGUACGUCAUCAUGUUAAGAAUAUCUUUCGACAAAUUGAUCUUAUUCAUGAAGGUGAAAUGUGGAUAUGUGGAUUGGUUUCAGUUGGUAUUAUUGUUCUACUUAGUUUUGCUUAUACAUUUUCGGUGAAUUUUUAUCUGGAAUAUCCAUCUGAACAUAGUACUCCAGCAACAUUUGUUUGUAAUGAACAAAUUCGAAACGUUAAAUAUGAAAGUGGUUUACAAUCACUGGCAAUUCCAGCAUCGAAAGAAGAACAACCUAUGUUAUAUCUUCUUAAUAAACAACAUUUUACUGUUCAAUUAGAUUUAUUAAAUACUGUUGCUUCAUGUCAAAGUUUAUCUGUUGAACAAAUUCGUGAAUCAACAGCAGCUCAUGUUGCUUCUAAUUGUACAGAUUCUAUGGGAAUUUUAUCAUCGAUUUUAGAACUGCCUUAUCAUAGAGUAAUACUCAAAUGGAAUCUUAAUGAUAUUGCAUUUAUUGGUGCUAUACGUAUUCGUCUUUCGGCUAAUGAAAAUAAAAAUGAUUUAUAUAAACUGAAAUCACUUAAUUUCAGUGAAACAUUUUACGAUAAUUCAAAUCGAACAUUGGCUCAAACAAUACAUAUCAAUUUAGAAUUGACGAAGGUGAUUUUUAUUGCGAUUAAUGAAACCGAAUCACUUACAAGUCAUGAAUCGAAAUUUUCGGGAAUUUGGUAUCCAACAUUUGUAGCUGAUGCAAAUCAUAUGUUUAUUUCAUCGAGUGAAUAUAUUAAAUUAUCAAAUUUAACAUCAACUCGAAUAACUCUUACAAUAACUGAAACAUCGUAUUAUAUUAAAAAUCGUCAAUUACCUAUUGCUAAAUUACGCGAAAUUAUUUUUCAUAAUCUUCUCUUUACUAUUGUUUGUAUUGAAAUAUUUCAUUUAUGUAUUCUUCUAUGUAAAUUAAUGGUUAUUCCUCCAUUGAAGUUUAUUGGGAAAUAUUUUGUUAAAUUGAAUCAAUUUGUAUCGAAAACAGAGGAAAGUAUUAUUCGUGAUAUUCUUAUGGAUGAUCAUAGCACAAUAACAACAACUACAACAACGAACGAUUGUGAUGUUAUUCAAAUAAGUUAA
Messenger RNA from Adineta ricciae, 2646 nucleotides. NCBI's taxonomy places the organism in Eukaryota, Metazoa, Rotifera, Eurotatoria, Adinetida, Adinetidae. The record is from the annotation of a GenBank genome assembly.